Messenger RNA from Haemonchus placei, 399 nucleotides. Lineage: Eukaryota; Metazoa; Nematoda; Chromadorea; Rhabditida; Trichostrongylidae. The record is from the annotation of a GenBank genome assembly.
AUGAGGUUUGAAGUACUCGUUUUUUAUACUCGAUGUAUCGAAAAUCGAUUCAGAUACGGUAAUCGAGAGACCUGCGCUGCCAGUUUAAAAAUGGGCGAUGUCGUUGAACGACAUCUGGAUGAUGGUGAUAUUGUAUUGUUUAAUCGGCAACCAUCCCUUCACAAAGUGUCCAUUAUGAGUCAUCGGGCACGAAUCAUCUCCGGCAGAACAUUUAGGUUCAACGAGUGCGCAUGCACGCCAUAUAACGCAGAUUUCGAUGGUGACGAGAUGAAUCUGCACGUGCCGCAAACUCACGAAGCUAGAGCAGAAGCUUGUCUCUUGAUGGGAGUGGAGAGCAAUCUGAUCACUCCCAGAUCCGGCGAGCCAUUGAUUGCUGCGAUUCAGGUGAGAUGCUUUUAA